Messenger RNA from Momordica charantia (bitter melon), 1954 nucleotides. RefSeq names its product cell cycle checkpoint control protein family (gene RAD9). The record is from RefSeq and is a predicted model, not a curated record. NCBI's taxonomy places the organism in Eukaryota, Viridiplantae, Streptophyta, Magnoliopsida, Cucurbitales, Cucurbitaceae. Gene Ontology annotation, biological process: DNA replication checkpoint signaling; cellular response to ionizing radiation; mitotic intra-S DNA damage checkpoint signaling. Gene Ontology annotation, cellular component: checkpoint clamp complex.
UCUUCCUCCGUCUUCCCGCCAAUACAAAACCAGUGCGAUUCUCUCUCUCACGGCGAGAGAGUGAGAAAAAAUGGAGUUCAGUCUGAGCGGAAAUGCUCUCAAGACCUUCGCUCGCUCAGUCACAUGCCUUGCUCGCAUUGGAAACGAGCUCGUUAUCCAAGCUUCUCCGUCGCAGCUUGCAUUUUACACCCUCAAUGCAUCACGAUCUGCCUAUCAAGCUAUAACAUUUGAGCCUGGCUUCUUUGAUGCCUAUGUCGUUUCUGGUAAUCAAGUGCAAUGCAGUGUUCUUUUGAAGGCUGUUUGCUCUGUUCUUAGGACACCAAUUGCAAGUAUAGACCAUCUGAGAGUGCAGUUACCAGAUCCCGAUUCAUUAAAAGUGCAAUGGAGUUUGAAAUGCUUCAACGGAAUGAAUAAAACAUACUGCAUUUCUUGCAACGUUGAGCCAGACAUACAACACUUGUCUCUUGACAGGAGACAGUUCCCCAGUGACUUAGUUGUGAGGCCUCGAGAUCUGAAUAGAUUACUCUCAAAUUUUCAGUCAUCCUUGCAGGAGAUCACCAUUAUUGCAACAGAACCGACUUCUCUGCCUUCUGAAGCUGCAAGUGAGAUUGAAGGAAAGGCUGUUGAGCUUAGAAGUUAUAUAGACCCAACCAAAGACAAUGAUGCGCUGCUCCAUACUCAACUCUGGAUAGAUCCUAUGGAGGAGUUUGUCCAUUAUUCUCACAGUGGAGAUCCAGUAGACAUAACAUUUGGAGUAAAAGAAUUGAAGGCAUUUCUUUCUUUUUGCGAGUGCUGUGAAGUUGACAUCCACCUAUAUUUUGAAAAGGCUGGGGAGCCAAUUCUAAUGGCACCAAAAUUCGGUCUAGAUGAUGGUUCCGGUUCAAACUUUGAUGUUACACUUGUACUUGCUACCAUGCUAGUAUCACAGCUCCAUGUGGGAAGCCGAGCACAGCUUCCACAAGAGGCUGCCACUGAGCAUGGUGAAUCUGAUCACAGGACUGCAUCCCAACCACAGCAAGAUGGGUCCAGAGCUAAUGUUUCUGGGCAUCCAUCCGAUCAUACCAGAAUAUGGUCUGAACUCUCAGGAAGUGCACCAAGAAGUGGUAAUGCUGCUGAAGGACAGGUACAAGGUGAGAGAAAUUUGAGUUCUUGUGAACAGAUGGAAAUUCAACGAAUUAGUACAAUGCAGAUUUCAAAUGCUGGGUGUGCUCAAGCAAAUAACCUUGUUGAUCGUACAAGUGACAAUCCUAUGGGAAAGGAUCGGGGAAGAGAACGUCAAGAGAGGUCUGAUAUAAAUGGCCCUGCCGUUUCACAACAUCAUCCCAGCAACUGGGUAGAUGAAGAAGAUGAGGAUGAUGACAAAGAUGAUGGGGAUGACAACGAAUUGUGUGUUCAGUCAACACCUCCAUACUAUGAAGAACGAUAGAAAGGGUAAACGCAUACCUAGUUGUUACACUCUUGGCAUACAUUAUUUGUACAAAGUUAAAUGAUGGGUCCAACCUCAGAAAAUGCCAUCGAUUCCGCUCGCUCAGUCCUCAGGUGAAAGCGUAUUGUAUUGUAUAAUCAACCUCAGUGUAAGAAGAUGCCAACUCUCUCAAUUAGCUGGUUGUAUCUGUAUCCUUGGCAUGAUCAUAGGCUCAUGUUGAUCAUAAACUGUUGACUUUUUAGCAUCCAGUCCCCACUACUGUUCCUGUAUAGUUGUAAACAGAACCAGCUGUUGGUUUGGGAUCGUUUGUACCUUCUUUUGCAUUAAUUUCAGGUAUUUCUAAUGUCAUCUUAUAGAUAUGAUGGCCAUUACGUGAAAGCUGGAAACUUUCGAAUCUUGUAUGAGGUGGAAGACCAAAAGCUUUUUACCGAAGAAAAAAAGCCUAGUGAGCCCUCUUUUAUUUCUCACUGUUGAAUUGCCCCAGUAAUCAUGUCUACUUGACUGCAUAAUUGAUUUCUCUCUUCUUUU